Messenger RNA from Poeciliopsis prolifica (blackstripe livebearer), 1832 nucleotides. RefSeq names its product JunB proto-oncogene, AP-1 transcription factor subunit b (gene junbb). The transcript has a single exon. Gene Ontology annotation, biological process: regulation of transcription by RNA polymerase II; regulation of cell population proliferation; regulation of cell cycle. Gene Ontology annotation, molecular function: transcription factor binding; RNA polymerase II cis-regulatory region sequence-specific DNA binding; DNA-binding transcription factor activity, RNA polymerase II-specific. Bases 320 to 1336 code for a protein of 338 amino acids. Lineage: Eukaryota; Metazoa; Chordata; Actinopteri; Cyprinodontiformes; Poeciliidae. Gene Ontology annotation, cellular component: transcription regulator complex. The record is from RefSeq and is a predicted model, not a curated record.
GGAGCGGCUCCGACCAGGACCGAACACACCUUCACCACAGGAACAGACAGGACUGAGGAGAACCUGACAGGAUUGUGUACACAGCAGAAAUUGAGAAACAGAAGAAGAACACUUUUACCUGCUGACACUGAGAGAUUUGUUGGACAUUCGCUUUCUCUUUUUUUUUUAUCCUGUUUUCAUUUUCGGACAGUUCUGGGGACAUUUGAGAGAAACUGAUUAUUGCUCAUUAUUACAGAGAUUGAUUUAUUUCUCCCCCCCUAGAAGCAGCCGGAAAGCUUCCACCUCUUAUUUUUGUUUCGUUUUUCAUUGUAACGACUUUAUGUCAACAAAGAUGGAGCAGCCUUUUUACCACGACGACUCGUUCCUGUCGCCUUACGGCCACUCCGACUCAGCCAUGCACGACUACAAGGUGCUGAAGCAGAGCAUGAACUUGAACCUGACGGAGCCCUACCGCAGCCUGAAGUCCCAGCUGCGGGCCGAGGCGGACCCGUACCAGGGCGGGCAGCCGGACGUCGGGUCCCUGAAGCUCGCCUCUCCGGAGCUGGAGCGGCUCAUCAUCCAGAACAGCAACGGGGUGAUCACCAGCCCCACGCCGGGACAGUACUUCUACAACCGGGGCAUCACCGACGAGCAGGAGGGCUUCGCGGAGGGCUUCGUGAAGGCGCUGGACGAGCUCCACAAGAUGAACCAGAUGCCCCCUCCGAACGUCUCCAUCGGAGCCGGCGGGGUCGCGGCGUGUUCUGCGGCGGCCUCUAGCGUAUUCGGCUCCGCGCUGCAGCCCGAGGCGCCCAUCUACACGACGCUGAACGCGUACUGUCCGAACGCCAGCACGCUCUCUUCCGCCUCCAGCUACCCCACCGCCACCAUCAGCUACCUGCCGCCUCACCAGCAGCAGCAACAGCAGCAGCAGCAGCAGCAGAGCCACACACACACCUCGGCGCCCGCGGGACACCUCUUCCAGCACGCGCACCUCGGCUCCGGCAUGCACCCGCAGCGGCUGGUGGCCCUCAAAGAGGAGCCCCAGACCGUGCCGGACCUGCUCAGCAGCGACGGCUCGCCGCCGAUGUCCCCCAUCGACCUGGAGACCCAGGAGCGCAUCAAGGCAGAACGCAAGCGGCUGCGGAACCGACUCGCCGCCACCAAGUGCAGGCGGCGCAAGCUGGAGCGCAUCGCCCGGCUGGAGGAGAAGGUCAAGGUCCUGAAGAGCGACAACGCCGGGCUGUCCAACACGGCGUCGGUGCUGCGGGACCAGGUGGCCCAGCUCAAGCAGAAGGUCCUGACGCACGUGAGCAGCGGCUGUCAGCUGAUGCUCACCAGCAAGCUCGAGGCGUUUUAGAGCCACGAACUCAUACUCACGGACUUGCUAAAUGACUGAAAAGUAAUAAACACUGGAGGCACGUCCUGCGACGCGCGGCGCUGGACUGCGCGACGCGGCCCGCCGCACGCAGCCGACCGCGGCGCGCUCUGAUCCGGACUGAUCUGAAAUGGUAGUGUCGGAUGCUGGUCACCGCUCAUAGGACCAUUCAACACUGCAGCGACCAGGCUGAGCAGCACGGCGGGCGCUGGUCCACAUUAAGUUGGGUUUACUAAUGGUAGAAAAAUGGGAAUGACUAUUGUACUACUUUGUAUCUUGUUUUUUUUGUUUGUUUUUGUUUUUCGCAAUGCUGCAUUUAUUUCUUUAUAAGUUAUUUUUUUGUUUGCCCGGUUGAUCCGGGCAAACUAUUGUCCAAUGUUUACAUUGUCUCUUUCUUUUUUUUAAAUAUUAUUUGUGACGUGUAUUUAAGUAAAUUGUCCUUUGAAACGAAACAAAACGACUUGAGUGGUCUUUUACU